Saccostrea echinata is the source of this 3190-nucleotide messenger RNA. RefSeq names its product ankyrin repeat, PH and SEC7 domain containing protein secG-like. Gene Ontology annotation, molecular function: protein binding. Lineage: Eukaryota; Metazoa; Mollusca; Bivalvia; Ostreida; Ostreidae. The transcript has 2 exons. The coding region runs from base 87 to 2879 and encodes 930 amino acids. The record is from RefSeq and is a predicted model, not a curated record.
UGGGAAUUCAUGUAACAUAUACCACAUAUGUUGAGCUCCUCGGAUGACACGUAUGCUCUACAGUUACAUGUAGCUGUAACCUUAGUAUGGAAAACGACGACGAUACGAAAGAUUUCAAGGAAAAUCUUGCAAAGUUUAUGAAACACAAGUUAAAUGAAAUACCUCAAUCCCCCACCAUACAUCAACUGGUAAGAUCUAGAAAUGAGGAGCAACUUCUAGAAUAUAUCAGAGAUGGAUGUGACAUCAACUUACAGAAUCAUGACGGUAUAACGGCUCUUUAUGUUGCAGUAGACAUAGGGAAUGAAAGAGCAGUAGAACUACUUUUGCAAAAUGGAGCUAUUGUCAACACACAAAAAAACCCAAUGCAUGUCAUUAAAGAUAUGGCUAUUGCUCAGUUACUACUUCAGGCCAAAGGCGACGUUCAUGCUAGAGAUGAGUAUGGGAAUACUCCAUUGCAUCGUGUGAUAAAAUCAAAUUCACGUGAAACAGAAAGUUUAGUUGACUUGUAUUUGUCUCAUGGUGCAGAUAUACACAGUAGAAAUGCUAGUGGCCAAACGACACUGCACACUCUUUGUUCAUCUUUUGUACAAGAACCAGAAAGUUCCACAUUGACUCAAAAACUUAUUGAAAAAGGUGCAAGUGUAAAUUCCAAAGAUUCAUGGAAAAGAUCAUCAUUACACGUAGCUGUCAUACAUCAGUAUUCAUAUAAGUACGAAACUAUCAAUAUCUUGAAAAAUAACGGAGCUUCUCUAUCAGACCUCGAUUUGCAAGGAUUUAAUCCGAUACAUCACUUUAUAGAGCAAUCAGGAGGGUGUUCAUAUGACGAAGAAUACAUAUCGCUGAAAUAUAUCGACUCUUUCCUUGUUGAUGAGCACACUGCAAAUUUGACUACCGCAAUGGGGCAGACGAUUUUGCAUCUUGCCAUCCAAGAAGUACCACUGGAGAUUCUGAAGUACCUUAUGAAAAAAGGAUGCAAAAUCCAUGUAAAGGAUAAUCAGAAUAGAUGUCUUCUGCAUUACCUUGUUGAAAGAGUGGAAUGCACAGAUAUAUUAGAUUACCUAGUUGGCAUGGAACUUGAUGUGAAUAAUCGGGAUUUUUUGGGACAAACAGCUUUGCAUCUUGCUGUUGAGGAAGGUAAUACUGAACUUACAAAAGGUCUUGUAGAACUUGGAGCUGAUUUAAACGCGAACGAUUUAACUGAAAAGCAGCCCAUACACGUCGCUGCUGAAAAAGGAUGGGAUCAUAUAAUUGAUUUCCUUAUAAAAGAGGGAGCAAAUAUUAAUGCUCUUGACAAAUACCAAUCUACUCCUCUUCAUUUUGCUGCAUGGAAUAAUCAGUCAUCGAUCGCAUUAGCCCUGAUCAAAGCUGGUUGUGGGGUUGAUCUCCGAGAUUUCUGUGGACAAACUGCAUACGAUGUUGCAGUGUUUAGAUCAAGCUUUGACUUUGUGCAGUUUUAUCAGAAACAUUACUGUCUUCAGAAUAAAACACAGAUAUGCAAAUUUUCAAAACAUGCUAAUUUAUAUAUGACAUUGGAAACUUUUAAAGACAUCAUAGAAUCAAAAGAAAUACAGAAAGACACAGAAAAUUUAAAGGAGUUUCUAAACAACUUAAUAAAAAACUCGCCCACUGGAAUUGUAUAUGACGAUCCUGAAGCCAUUGAAAUUCGUGAUGCCAUUGGACAUUUUACCAAAUACAUUGCAAAGUGUCUGUCUGAAAGUGAUCCAAAAUGGAAAUGCACUGUAUAUUAUGCGGGAAGUUCUUAUGAAGGAACGAAAACACUUUAUCCGGACGAAUUUGAUUUCAUCUUUUGUUUUGAUGAACUCAGUGAAAAUAUAUAUUCACGGUAUGAAGAAGAUGAUAUUCGGGAAAGAGUAACUCUUAUCGUACAAGGAGGUGCAGAGAUCGAGGAGACACGUCCCUCUGUAUCAGACUAUGCUCAAAUUUUUCUAGCAAAGCAUACAUAUUACUCAUACUCAGAACUCAGCGAGAAAGAAUCGAAGAUAAUCACAACUGAUGUGAUGGUGAAAGUAUUUACUCACCUAGUAUCCAAUAUAGUGUACGAUGAAAACUUCCCUAAGAAUGACCGACUUUUUAUAAAAGAUGUUACAAUGGACCCAAAAGUAGUGUUUCAAUGGCGAGGUUCUAAGUAUAAAAGUCUAGAAAUAAAUGUGGAUUUUGUUCCAGCAGUGCGCCUCCAAUCGUGGUCAAACAAAUUAAGGAUCACUUCAAAACUCCUAAAUGCAGAUUUUCUUAGUCUGCCUUGUCUUGCUGUUCCAAAAAUGACGACUGAAGAAGACGAAAACCUUUGGAGGUGUUCCUUGUCACUAGUGGAAACAGCAAUAAUGAAAAGAUGUCAUCCACAUAUCAGAAAUAGCUACAUCGCUGCCAAAUCUUUAAUCACCUCAGCUGUUUGUCCUGUUGUUAGCUUUGGUGACAACAAGACUGCAAAGGAUUAUUAUCUCAAACUCCACCCUGACUACAUAUCGUCUGAAGAUGAGUUUGAAGUAUAUGACAUAAUGCAAAAUAUCUUCCCAUCAUACAUCCUAAAAAUGGCUUUCUUCAAAGCCAUAGAAGAAAAGGCAAUACGUGAUGGUGUAGAAACUGUAUUCAAUAAAUGUUCGACAGAGAGAGACAUGCUGGAACAGCUCGUACUGAGAGAAGACACUUCUUCUGAACCAAUCACUUUAACAUGUAAGGAAUGUGAUCACACUGUGGUACAAGAUGUUUUUAAGAAGUGUGAUGAAUGGCUGUCAAAUCAAUUCGUUCCUUCAUUCUUUAAUCCACGACACAAUGUUAUGGGUUCGAAAAUCCUAAAGGAAAACGGCUUCAAAGUGCAGUAUUAUAUGAAGUACAUCCUUAAAAUCCUAAAUGAAAGCUGAAUUAUGAUGGUCACGAUGCCAAAUUUACUAGUACUGAGUUCAGAAUAAAAUUUUAUACUCAUACUUUUAGUGUUUGAAUCCUAGCUGCAAAAUUAAAAAAAAAGAUAUGUGAACAAUGCAUGCAAAAUUCCAAUAGCUUUAAAUAUAUAUAAAAUAAAAAAUCAAAUUCAAUAUGUAGACUGAGUGUUUAGAGCAAAGAAAAAUUCCCUGAGAGCUUUUACAGCAGAAAAAUUCUCUGAGCAAAAAUCACUCUGUUGUUAAUAAAUAAAAAUAAAGAUUUCUUGGGAUUUGAACCCAAUCGAUUUAAAAAU